Manduca sexta (tobacco hornworm) is the source of this 1266-nucleotide messenger RNA. RefSeq names its product GTPase Era, mitochondrial-like. Lineage: Eukaryota; Metazoa; Arthropoda; Insecta; Lepidoptera; Sphingidae. The coding region runs from base 142 to 1200 and encodes 352 amino acids. Gene Ontology annotation, biological process: ribosomal small subunit assembly. Gene Ontology annotation, molecular function: ribosomal small subunit binding; rRNA binding; GTP binding. The transcript is spliced from 5 exons. The record is from RefSeq and is a predicted model, not a curated record. Gene Ontology annotation, cellular component: mitochondrial matrix.
UUUGACAUUUUGUCAUGUGCUUGUCACAAGUAUUAUUUUUUGGUUGUUUCUAAAUUUGUAUCGAAUAGUGUUAUUAUAGAUUUUUACGGAUAAAUUCCAUUUUGUAGAUUAAAUUCCGUGUGAUGCAACUAGAACUUGAAAAUGUUUUCAACGUCUCUAUUUCGUCUACAUUUGACUUACUGUAAAACAAAUUUUUUGCGCCUUGCAUACUAUUCUUCACAACCGGAACGUAUUACCAAAAAAGAACUAUGGAAAAUAGUUAAUGUUGCAAUUAUAGGAGCACCGAAUUCGGGAAAAAGUACUCUAAUUAACAAUAUUACGGAACGUAAGAUAUGUGCUGCUUCUAACAAAGUGCACACAACAACAAAAUUAAUAAGAGCAAUGUGCUAUCAUGAUAAUACACAAAUAAUAUUUUUGGACACCCCAGGUAUUGUGACUGAGAGAGAACAGAAGAAAUAUAAAUUACCUAACUCUAUGAUUGAGGCUUGCCACAAAAGCCUGAGAUGUGCAGAUGUAAUUGGAGUAGUUCAUGAUAUAUCAAAUAGAUUUACUAAAGACAGCCUUCAUCCUGAUGUUUUAUCUAUGUUGAAUAUUGUAGAAGAUAUACCAAGUUUUCUUAUUCUAAAUAAGGUGGACAAAUUAAAAACAAAAAGGCAGCUUCUGGUAACCAUAAGGAAUCUGACAAAUGGUUUCAUUGCCGGCAAUCCAGUACCUGGUUCAGAAAAGCUUAGUAAAAACAAACCUGAUAAAGGUUAUAGCAACUUUUCUGAUGUUUUCAUGGUUUCGGCUUUGAAUGGCGAUGGUGUUGCUGAUAUUAAGCAAUAUCUCAUAAAUAACGCCAAGGAGGGAAGACUACACUACUCACCAGAGGAAUGGACAGAUCAAUCUCCCGAAUCACUUAUUGAGGAAGCAGUCCGGGCAAAGUUCUUAGAUUUUUUACAGCAAGAAUUGCCAUAUAGUUUAAAGAUACAAUUGGAGUACUAUGAAGUCGACGAGAAUGAUAAAAUCAUCUGUUCAGUGUCUGUUGAGUGCCCAACAGAGAGAAUUAUGAAGCUGAUCAGUGGUGCUGGAGGAGGCAGACUGCAGCAAAUAAGAUCCCAUGUUAGAAAUGAUUUAGUUGAAUUGUUUAAGAAAAUAGUGGUAUUAGAUAUCCAUUUAAAAGUUAAGAAUAAAUCGUUGUUAGAUGUCGAAUCUGUUUAGUUUAUUGUGAUAAGUUAAUGUAAAUAACACAUUUUGUAACACAAUAAAAUUGUUAUAAAAUAAAAA